AUGACGACGGGCCGACCGUCCCCGAAGUGUGUGCUGCUGCUGUUGACAGCCUGCGCCGUGGCUGCCGGCGACGACGGCGGCUUCCUCGAGCGAGGCUACCGCGCGCUCUACCGCGUCUACGAGGAGUGCCAGCACCGCAACGUACCGGUGUCGCCGUGCCUGAAGAAGAAAGCGAUAGCCUUCUUCGAGAGGCUCGGUCGUAUACAAACCUUGCCGCUCGGGGAUAACCUGGAGCUCGUGCGGCUGGCCGUCCCGACGGAGGAGAGCUCGCGCAGCGCCGACUUGGAGGCCACGUUGGCGCGCACGAACGGCGGCGCCGCCGACGAGAUCCUCAACGACGUUCUGUUCGAGCGCGUGGCCGCGCUCAUGAACAGCUUCAACGUGCGGAUCAGCCUGCCGAGGACGACGUCGGGCGAGCUGAAGCGCAGCGUCGAGGAGGGCCGCGGCAAGAUGAAGAAGAUGAUGGGCAUGAUGAUGAUGGGCAUGGCGAUGAAGCUGGCCGCCAUCGUGCCGAUCGCCUUGGGCGUGCUCUUCCUCUUGGCCGGCAAAGCUCUCAUCAUCAGCAAGAUCGCCCUGGUGCUGUCGCUCAUCAUCGGCCUGAAGAAGCUGCUCAGCCAGAAGCAGGGCGGCGACCACCAUCACGGCAGCUGGCAGCAAGGUGGCGGCGGUUGGGACAGGAGUCUGAAGGGAACCGGAGCACCGGCGAUCACGGAAGCCGAGCGCGAGUACGCUCAGACCUUGGCGUACAACGCGCGGCAGAAGCACUGA
Molecule: messenger RNA, 768 nt
Organism: Dinoponera quadriceps
Lineage: Eukaryota; Metazoa; Arthropoda; Insecta; Hymenoptera; Formicidae
Gene: Osi12
Exons: 1
Coding region: 1-768 (255 amino acids)
Source: RefSeq, a predicted model, not a curated record